Messenger RNA from Thermothelomyces thermophilus ATCC 42464, 549 nucleotides. RefSeq lists its product as uncharacterized. The transcript has 4 exons. NCBI's taxonomy places the organism in Eukaryota, Fungi, Ascomycota, Sordariomycetes, Sordariales, Chaetomiaceae. The record is from RefSeq and is a predicted model, not a curated record. The coding region runs from base 1 to 549 and encodes 182 amino acids.
AUGGCUGACGGACUCAACGAAUACCGGACGGCGCGUGUGGCCGAGCUGCUCUCCGACUUUCGCACGCUUCAAUACUACAUCGCCGCGGCGCCCUGCAACCCCCCCAACAUGGACGACUACUACACCGAAGGGUGGGCGGAGCUCCGACAGUGCGCGAUCGACGGGCAGCACAUCCUCAACUGCGCGGCCGACAUUACGGUGCCGCGCGCCAACGGCGGGCCCGAGGAGCAGGCGAAGGCGGAACUGAAGCAAGUCCUUCUCGACGCGUACGCUCGCAGGCACGAGGGACAAAAGAUCUACCUCCGACAGCAGGCGGCACAGCGCUGGAUCGACUGGCGGGACCAGGUCCUCAUGGGCGGCAGGCCGCACGCGGGGAACCAGCAACAACUCGGAGCAAUCGAUGAUCACUUGCGGGCUGAGCUCGCAAACAUCACCGACGAAGCCGUCUACUCGGAGCUACAGACCUCCGACAUCAGCUUGGGCCGCUGGACGGCCGAGGAUCCGAGCCUGGGUGCAGUGCAGCGCUGGGUGCGGACUCGACGAUGCUAA